AUGGUGGUUGCCCUCAGGAUGUUUUCCACCACCACCUACGCCAGGCGACACAGGCAGAGAAACAAGAACAAUAUCGGUAUAGGCAUAACAGAUAUUGAUGUACCUGAACCCAACGGCAAGCACCAUUCCAUCUCAUCAUCUCCACCCAAAAAGCGCCGUCGGUCCCUCCCAGAGGACACAAAAAUAAACGGCAAACCUCGAAAAAAAUCGAAAUCGUCACAGACGAAGCUAGCAUCUCCUUUGAUGUCUGUUCACUCGUUCCAGACACCCCUGCCUACUUUCCAUACCCUGAGUCAGGUUUACAAGCUGCCGUCAUCGAGCCCGAAAGAUACACCUGGGCUUUUGUCACCUGUUCCUGUUGUCUCUCAAGCCACCCUCACUAGUUCCAAAAAGUUGAAGGAAAACCAACCCCGAAGGUCUGCAAAAGGGAACAAAACAUGGCGGACCUCAAAGCACGGAGAUUCCUCCAAAACCCUCAGGUCCUCUGUGACGCUCCCGUCUGGAUCCUUUUGUCCUGAUGAUGCUUCCGGGCCUGCCCUACAUAACCAUCCAUAUACACAUGAUAGGUCCAGAUCAACUUCUCGUUCCUCUUCCAAUUCUUCAACAAUCAGUACAACUCUGAAAGAUUCCCAGAAAUUUUACUCAACUUUAAAAUACUCUCAAUCCUUGACUUCGCUUAAACUCGACGGUAGAUCGAAAAGAAGACAGAAUCGAAAGCACAAAUUCAGCAAAACCAAGCGCUCAAUUUUGCCUUUGGCCAGUCCAUUUGUGUCCCGUUCAUCGUCCCCCGCAAAGGCAUUCGACAACGCGCAUAUAUCUGAAGAAAGUUUCUCCAUUCCAGCUUCUGAUUACAGUGCGAUGGGGCCUCCUCCUCUGCAUAGCGAAAUUGGUGUUGGUCCAAUGGAUUCAGAAUCAGAUAUGCGCACUGGAUUCUCGAACGCCUUUUUGGAUCAAAAUAUACCGGUUCGCCAGCACCGUAAUACAUCUGGCCGUCCAACGCAGGGUGCACGGAAUACAUCUCCAUAUAAGAUGGCCAAAUCGGUGUCUCGUCUCCAGCGCGAAAAUAUAGUAUCAAAAUUUAAGCCAAAAUCACAGUUGGGCAUUGAGAUUGAUGCUCUGGUUCCUGCUUUGGAACAGGUUCGCAAUGUUCAGAAGCGCAGAAAAGCCGAGGAGAAGCACAGAGCUUCAUCAGGACGAGAACGUCGUACAUCUGCUCCGAGUACAGUACAGUUGCCUCGCCCGCAGCAAAAGUCUGUCGUUGGCACCGCCGCUUCUCGGCCAAUAGGCGGAGCAUCGUCCCACGACGAAGGACUCGCCAUGCCUCGAAAAAUUUGGCUGGGAACAGGACUAGACAUUGUUGUGGACUCUAGAUCAUAUCAUGCCCAUGGUAAAUUAUCGUCUGGCGAGGGUGAGGAACAAGGACAUUUUUCUCAAAGGAGUCAUAGUCCUUUGGAGUGGAUGCAAACACGUGGGAGCAUCGACUUCAAUAGACCGCCUUCUCAAAUGUCAUUCGACAGCGGUUAUAGGUUUGAAUACCCUGAUGUGGAGGCUAUCGACGGCUUCACUUCAUCUGAGGAAGACAUGGAUGAAGACGACAGGUUGGGACGGGAGGAGGAGGGCGGAAAACAUGGGCGAACUGUUACCCGGGGUAGGGCGCCUAUCGCAACAGGGAGGGAUACUCACCGUCUUGGUGUUCCUUUUAGCAUGGACAUGGCGUCUGCGCUUUCAAAAUUUGGAGAUGAUGUGCUGGCAAUGUCAACACCCUUUAAAGAUGCUCUUGUUGAUAUGAAAUUGAAGGCCAACGGCAAGCCUCGGGCUCGGCUGGAUUUGGCGGAUAACGGGUAUGAGACUGAUCUCAACGUGGUGGCCAGUGUCAAGAAGCGGAGGCUGGAGCAAGGGAAGCAGAAAUCAUAUGAGCAUGGAAGCACACCUAUAUUUCGGACGUCAUCCCUGCCGAACCUCAAGUCCAGUCCACCCGACAGUACGACAGUGUCGUCGUCGCUAGGACUUGGGUCCUCUGCUCAUAUUGGAUUUAAAAGGUGGAUUGCCUUACAGGCUGGCGAAGCGAAAGGCGAAGUAGCAGAAGAGAGGGAUGAAGACGAGAAUGGUGAGAAAGAUAUGGACCUGACUGGCAACGAUUCUGCAGCGAUGGUCUUGACCGUGGAAGCGACGCUAGCCAGCAAACCAAAAAGAAGACAAGAUAUGACAUCCUGGAUUACUGAUAGCAUCAUCUCUCCACCGACGGGUUACAUGCAAUGGGCGAUCAAAAAGGGCGGUGACCGAGAAAGUGUUACAAACUCAGACGGGGAUACAGAUGCAAGAAGUAUUCAGGGAUCUGAAGGAAUGAAUCAACAUCGUAGCGGCCAAAUUCUCGGGCAACUACAUAUGAAUUUGGACAGUGGAAAGAAAGGCGAAGAUGUGGUAGAUGAAACUACUUGUGGAGGGCAAACCUUGGAAACCCGAGGCGAAACGACGGCACAACAAGUUCAGUGUGAGCUGAGGCUCUCCAACGAGUCUUCAGAGAACACAGCAACGUCAGCUGCUCAAGAGCAUGUUCACAACUCCGCCAACACGAAGAGAACUCGGUCUGGGACAAUUGUACCUAUUAAUGCGCCUAUACCUCCAGGAACCCGAAGAACUCGCGGUGGGACGAUCGUAGGUCCCUUGCCGGUUGCUGCGCCGACGAGUCCUCUUCCUUCAGUCCCUAUCGGUAAAUCAAAAAUCGGGCAGGACUCUGGGGUUAUCCCUGACGUCGGAGCCGCCGCGACUCGGAGGUCGAGAAGUGGGACUAUCACCGCUGCCGGUUCGGUUGGUAUAGUUGAUGAACGAACGAGGGGCGGUUCAGUUCAACGCUUGAAUGGGAAGGCGACAGCAUCUUUUUUAGAUGGUGAUCAUAUUAUUUCGAACCAACAACAGCGGUUUGGCGAUGCAGUUCAUGAUCGCCACAAUGAUACGGAGCAGGAUGUACCCGGGAUCGAGGCAUCCGCCAAUGAAUAUCAAGCCCAGAUGGUCGAGGAGUACGAGACUGACAUUGAGUGCUAUGUCGACUCCAUGUAUCUUCCCCCCUUGACAUCGUCUCCCGACCCGAUCGAUUUCCUCAGGUUCGCCAGUAUCGUGGAAGAGGAUGAAGAUAAUUUUACGGAGUUUGGGUCGGCUCUUGGCACCAUCGGUACCAAAGAGAUAGCAUGGCGUGUUGCCGAGGACCCACCUUCUCCAGAGGUCGUCAAAAAGCGGGGUAAUAAGAUUUUCAGGGGUAUGGGCUUUGGCGGAGGGAAAGGCUGGUCGUUGACAAGGAGGUCCGGCGGAAGGAAACAAAAGGCCCAGCACAAAAAGGCUAAAUUUACGGAUGAUAUCGCAGAUGGAGAGGAAGCAGAUGAAGAGAUCAAUCGAAAUGGAGAUACAGAAAUGAGCGACGAUGAACUACUGCUUUUGCCUGGGGCCAUGGGAGAGUUGGGCCAGCUGAGAUGA
Molecule: messenger RNA, 3468 nt
Organism: Psilocybe cubensis
Lineage: Eukaryota; Fungi; Basidiomycota; Agaricomycetes; Agaricales; Agrocybaceae
Exons: 3
Coding region: 1-3468 (1155 amino acids)
Source: RefSeq, a predicted model, not a curated record